AAAAAACAAAAAGAGUAAAACACAUAGAGAUACAAUGUUUUUCUCCAAGGAUCUUCCCUCACCUACAUCGUUCUUCACAGCUUACGCAUCAAUGGCUGGUUACAUGAUGAUGAUACGUUCAAUGGCUCACCAGCUCAUCCCAGGCCCUGUCCAAGAUUUCAUCUACUCUUCUCUACACUCUCUCCUCUUCCGCUCUACUUCAACAACUUUGACUCUAACCAUCGACGACGACAACAUGGGCAUGCACAACGACAUCUACCAAGCCGCUCAGACUUAUCUCUCAACCAAGAUCACUCCAGACACAGCCAGGCUAAGAAUCAGCAAAGGACACAGAGACAAACAUGUCAACUUGUAUCUCAGCCACGGAGAAACCGUCAACGAUGUGUACCAAGACGUGGAGAUAAAAUGGAGGUUUAUUACAGAUGGUGGAGACAAGAAAGGAGAUGAAGACGGUAGAAGCGACUACUUCGAGCUGAGUUUCGACAAGAAACACAAAGACAUGAUCCUAAACUCUUACAUUCCUCACAUAGAGACCAAAGCUAAAGAGAUCAGAGACGAGAGGAGAGUCUUGAUGCUGCAUUCUCUCAACAAUCUCUGGUGGAGUUCAGUUAUCCUCGACCAUCCUUCAACCUUUCAGACAAUAGCUAUGGAUGAUGAGGUCAAGCGUGACGUCAUCGACGAUCUUGAUAGGUUCAUUAGAAGGAAAGAUUAUUACAAGAAGGUAGGGAAAGCUUGGAAGAGGGGUUACUUGUUGUACGGACCACCGGGAACAGGGAAGUCUAGUUUGGUUGCAGCAAUGGCUAAUUACCUCAAGUUUGAUGUCUAUGAUCUUCAGCUCUCGAGUGUGAUGCGUGACUCUGAUCUAAGGAGGCUCUUACUUGCUACACGUAACCGAUCGAUUCUUGUGGUAGAAGAUAUUGAUUGUGCAGUUCCCAACAGGUUGGAGCAGCAACAGCUUGGUGAAGGCAAGAACUGUGACGACUCUCAGGCACCUUUGACGUUAUCAGGGCUACUGAAUUUCAUAGACGGGUUAUGGUCAAGCUGUGGAGACGAGCGGAUUAUAAUAUUCACGACUAACCAUAAAGACAGGCUUGACCCAGCAUUGCUACGUCCAGGUCGUAUGGACAUGCACAUUUACAUGGGACAUUGCUCUUUCCAAGGAUUCAAGACCUUAGCCUCUAACUACUUGGGCUUGAACGACACAACAAUGCCACACCGUCUAUUCCCGGAGAUAGAGAGAUUGAUCGACGGUGGAGUGAUCACACCGGCACAAGUUGCAGAGGAGCUGAUGAAAAGCGAGGAUGCUGACAUGGCGCUUGAGGGUUUGGUGAAUGUUUUAGAGAAGAUGAGAUCUGAUGAAUCGAGUCCGGUUAUGAAGAAGAAGGAGAGUAGAUUGGAGAUGGAGGAGAUGAGAGUAAGGCGUGAUACUGAGGGUUCUCCUAGGAAGAGCAGCAAAAGCAUCAAGAAACUUGUUCUGUUUUGGACCUAAGACGUGUGCCAGAGAUUUUAAUGGUCCAGUAUUAGUUCAAAUAAGAUAAUGAGAGAAAAUACAGACCCAAAGGCUUACUAUGGUUUUAGUAGAAAAUUAAGUAAAUCUUUUUGUCUAUCAAAUGUGCAUGGACAAAAUUCAAUUAUGCAGAAAGAUAGUUGAUCAAAUAAAAAAAAUGAAGAAGUGAAUGCCCGUACAGUAAAACCUCUAUAAAUUACUAAUGUUGAGACUUGGAAAUUUU
Messenger RNA from Eruca vesicaria subsp. sativa (arugula), 1730 nucleotides. NCBI's taxonomy places the organism in Eukaryota, Viridiplantae, Streptophyta, Magnoliopsida, Brassicales, Brassicaceae. The record is from the annotation of a GenBank genome assembly.